AUGGCGGGCGAGCAGGAGAAAGUGGUCACUUCGGACACAGAGGGCCCUGAAAAGCGCACGAGAGAGCAACUGAAGAAAGCCACCAUAUCCAAGGACCAAUCCAACGCCCCGCCGAGCAGUGGGGAAGUGCCCACUGAAAACAUCACCGUCGACGAGAAUGGAGUGGACCCAGAGACGACCCAAGAGCCUGUGAGGUUGCAGAGGAAGAGGAGCCACGAGGAGAUCGACCAGCAAUCACGAGAAGCCAUCAACGUCAACGCACAGAACCACAGGAGGAAGCGGUCACGGGACAGCUCUGCGGAGGAAGAUGAGCUCAACAAUGGGCAGCGGAAGUCUGGGGAGCGCGGACGCGAAGAUCCGGAGCAGCACGUCACCUCCAACGGUGCACCUACGGAACCCACAGCAGACCGCUCACGCACGCCAGAUCACACUGGUGCCAAGAGAGGCGAAGCGGUGGUUGAGGAGAUGAGUAGUCCGAAGAUCAAGAGGAGUCGGCUGCAUCCAGAUCCCGAAAAGGCAGCUGAGCCAAAGGCGGCCACGGAAGAUUCUACGUCGUCUGCCACCAAGCCUACGACACACGAUCAAUCGACCACAAAGAUCCCAUCGACAAGCGGCUUCGCCAACACAUCUGCAUCCUCACCCUUCGCAUCUCUCGCCGGACAGAAAUCGCCAACACCAGACGCUCCGCAAACAUCUUCGAGCGCAUUCGCGGCUUCUACCUUUGGCUCUCUUGCAGGAUCUACUACUCCUGGCUUCGGCGCUGUAGGUAAGACCUCUGGCGGGUUCGGCACGGGCGGUAGCUUUGCAUCAAGCACGAAGAAGGAAGAAUCGAAGGAGUCCGGCAGCAUGUUCGGAGGAGCACUUGGUCAGAAGUCAGCCUUCUCGAGCGGACCGCCCGCACCCGAAAGCACUGCUUUCGGCAUCUCAGCGUCUGGCUUCGGCAAGCUUGGUGGUGGAGGUGGCGGUUUCGGCGGCACUGGAUUCAGCGGUCUAGGUGGUGGUGGCGGUCUCACAUCCUUUGCUAGCGGCAAGCCAUCAUCAUUCGCCAGCACUUCCAAGCCGGUGAAGGCCUUCGGGGAAGCAGUGGAAGACGACGAGAAGGAUCUCGAAGCGGGCGAAGACGGCGAUAACGACGACGACGAUGCUGGCUUUAAAUCCCCACUCUCCCAAGAAUCCGACAAGCAAGACGAACGCUUCUACAGGCAGGACCUCGAAACCGGCGAAGAGGACGAGCAGAACGAGUACCAGUGCCGCGCGAAGCUCUACCAGUUCGUCCACGGUCCGGAUGGCGGGAAGGAGUGGAAGGAGCGCGGAGCAGGGGUGGUCAAGCUCAACUGCACCAGGCCAGGCGAAGGCGAGGAGGAUGCUAAGCUCACCGCUCGAUUACUCAUGCGCGCGGACGGAAGUCACAGGGUCAUUCUCAACACGGCGGUAGGGAAGGAGUUGAAGUUCGGUGCACCAGGUGGGGGCAAGCCGCAGGGUGGAGGGUUGCAGUUCCUUGGGGUUGUUGACGGGGUGAAGGACCCGGUGGUGUUACUGCUGAAGGUCAACGCGAAGUAUGCGCCAGAAUUCUACGAGAAGGUUGUGGAGCUGCAGAGCACGAUGUGA
This is a messenger RNA of Saxophila tyrrhenica, 1608 nucleotides long. RefSeq lists its product as uncharacterized. The coding region runs from base 1 to 1608 and encodes 535 amino acids. Gene Ontology annotation, molecular function: GTPase activator activity. Lineage: Eukaryota; Fungi; Ascomycota; Dothideomycetes; Mycosphaerellales; Extremaceae. The record is from RefSeq and is a predicted model, not a curated record. Gene Ontology annotation, biological process: intracellular transport. Gene Ontology annotation, cellular component: cytoplasm; nuclear pore. The transcript has 2 exons.